AUGCGGGUCACAAUCAAGGAGUGGAAUGCCGUGGCGGCAUGGCGGUGGGACAUGCCCGACGACGACGUCUGCGGUAUUUGCCGCAAUCCCUACGACAGCACUUGCUCCAAAUGCAAGUUCCCCGGCGACGAGUGUCCACUUUUGCUCGGCGAAUGCAAUCACUCAUUCCACAUGCACUGCAUCUUCUCCUGGCUUCGGCAAGAAAGCUCGCAAGAGAAGUGUCCUAUGUGUCGGCAACCUUUUAAGAGCAAAAGCCAGGAUGCCAUCGCAGCCGGUGCGCAA
Molecule: messenger RNA, 282 nt
Organism: Westerdykella ornata
Lineage: Eukaryota; Fungi; Ascomycota; Dothideomycetes; Pleosporales; Sporormiaceae
Product: RING/U-box
Exons: 4
Biological process (GO): positive regulation of mitotic metaphase/anaphase transition; protein ubiquitination; anaphase-promoting complex-dependent catabolic process
Cellular component (GO): nucleus; anaphase-promoting complex
Molecular function (GO): zinc ion binding; ubiquitin protein ligase activity; cullin family protein binding
Source: RefSeq, a predicted model, not a curated record